UGCUGUUUCUUGUCAGUGUUUGCAGCCUGCUCGUGUCACCCAGCCAUGGCACAGCAGGACAGUGCUGCUCAGAAGAAACCUGCUGCUGGAGUCUUGCAGUCUCACUUCCUCGUGGGGUGUAUAUCGGAGGAGAACUCGGAGGAUGAAAUCCAAGGGAAAACAGACCCGCAGCCGGAGGACAAGGACAUCCGCUCGCUGUCACCGUCCUCUUGUAGCUCUGACAGCACCAGUGACAUGGGUUUUGAUCAUAUCGAUGGGCCUAUACACAAUCUAAGACCGAGCAUGUCAGGGCUCCACCUGGUGAAACAAGGCAGGGAGCGCAGGCGGAUUGAUCUCCAGCGGGACUUCACGGUUGCAUCACCUGCUGAAUUUGUCACUCGUUUUGGUGGAAACAAAGUCAUUGAAAAGGUUCUUAUUGCCAACAAUGGCAUUGCUGCAGUUAAAUGCAUGCGCUCCAUUCGUCGCUGGGCCUAUGAGAUGUUCCGUAAUGAAAGAGCAAUCCGCUUUGUUGUCAUGGUGACCCCAGAAGACCUGAAGGCUAAUGCAGAAUACAUCAAAAUGGCAGAUCAUUACGUGCCUGUGCCAGGAGGAACUAACAACAACAACUAUGCCAACGUCGAGCUCAUUCUGGACAUUGCAAAGCGCAUACCUGUUCAGGCAGUGUGGGCUGGGUGGGGUCACGCUUCAGAGAAUCCCAAACUCCCAGAGCUCCUUCAUAAGCAUGGAAUUGCUUUCAUGGGUCCCCCAAGUCAGGCUAUGUGGGCUCUUGGAGACAAAAUUGCCUCAUCAAUUGUAGCUCAGACGGCUGGUAUUCCAACUUUACCAUGGAGCGGAGCAGGCUUGACAGUUGAAUGGACAGAGAAUAACCAAAAAAAGAAAAUCAUCAACGUUCCUCAUGAGCUGUACGAGUGCGGCUGCAUCCAGGAUGUAGAAGAUGGCCUCAAAGCGGCAGAGAAAAUUGGUUAUCCUGUGAUGGUGAAGGCCUCAGAAGGAGGUGGAGGGAAAGGAAUCCGCAAAGUCAACUGUGCCGAUGACUUUCCUAAUCUCUUCAGACAGGUCCAGACCGAAGUUCCAGGAUCGCCCAUUUUUGUCAUGCAGUUAGCCAAACACGCCCGCCACCUGGAGGUGCAGAUUUUAGCUGAUCAAUAUGGAAAUGCUAUUUCCCUGUUUGGCAGAGACUGUUCUGUGCAGCGACGUCACCAGAAAAUCAUCGAGGAGGCUCCUGCUACCAUAGCUACGUCUGAUGUGUUUGAGGACAUGGAAAAGUGUGCUGUGAAGCUGGCUAAGAUGGUGGGGUAUGUCAGUGCAGGCACCGUGGAGUACCUCUACAGCCAGGAUGGCAGCUUCUACUUCCUGGAACUCAACCCCCGCCUGCAGGUGGAGCACCCCUGCACUGAAAUGGUGGCUGAUGUCAACUUGCCUUCUGCUCAACUGCAGAUCGCCAUGGGUAUUCCUCUUCAUCGGAUCAAAGACAUCAGGAUGCUUUAUGGAGUCCAGCCCUGGGGAGACUGUCUCAUUGACUUUGAGAGUCUGUCAAAUACUCCCUGUCCCCGAGGCCACGUCAUUGCUGCACGCAUCACCAGUGAAAAUCCAGACGAGGGUUUCAAGCCAAGCUCUGGAACAGUGCAAGAGCUGAAUUUCCGCAGCAACAAGAACGUGUGGGGUUACUUCAGUGUUGCAGCAGCAGGGGGGCUGCACGAGUUUGCUGAUUCCCAAUUUGGACAUUGCUUCUCCUGGGGAGAGAAUCGAGAAGAAGCCAUCUCCAACAUGGUGGUUGCACUUAAAGAGCUGUCUAUAAGAGGGGACUUCAGAACCACAGUGGAAUAUCUCAUCAAACUACUGGAGACCGAAAGCUUUCAGCAGAACAGCAUCGACACCGGCUGGCUGGACCGGCUCAUUGCUGAGAAGAUGCAGGCAGAGCGUCCUGAUACCAUGCUUGGAAUUGUGAGUGGUGCUCUGCAUGUAGCAGAUGUCAAUCUAAGGAAUAGCGUGUCCAACUUUCUACAUUCUCUGGAAAGGGGUCAGGUGCUACCAGCACACACUCUACUCAACACUGUGGACGUGGAGCUGAUAUAUGAAGGCAUAAAGUAUGUCCUGAAGGUGACGCGUCAGUCUCCCAACUCGUACGUGGUCAUCAUGAACAAUUCUUUAGCCGAGGUGGAUGUGCAUCGACUCAGUGAUGGAGGCCUUCUAUUGUCCUAUGAUGGAAGCAGCUACACUACAUACAUGAAGGAAGAGGUGGAUCGGUAUCGCAUCACAAUUGGAAACAAGACUUGUGUUUUUGAAAAGGAGAAUGACCCCUCGCUGCUGCGAUCUCCGUCAGCAGGAAAACUCAUUCAGUACACAGUUGAGGAUGGCGGACACGUGUUUUCUGGCCAGUGUUACGCUGAAAUAGAGGUGAUGAAGAUGGUAAUGACCCUCACAGCUGCAGAAUCUGGUUGUAUCCACUAUGUUAAAAGAGCUGGAGCAGCUUUGGAGCCUGGGUGUGUCAUCGCCAAACUGCGACUAGACGACCCAAGCCGAAUACAGCAGGCAGAGCUGUACACGGGGACACUGCCCUCUGUCCAGACUGUAGCUCUGAGAGGUGAGAAACUGCACAGAGUCUUCCACAACACACUGGAUCAUCUCGUUCACAUAAUGCAUGGUUAUUGCCUUCCUGAACCUUUCUUCAGUGCUAAGUUGAAAGAAUGGGUGGAAAGGCUCAUGAAGACCAUGCGGGAUCCAUCUUUGCCACUCCUGGAGUUGCAAGACAUAAUGACGAGCGUGUCGGGCCGCAUUCCCCCUGCUGUGGAGAAAUCCAUCAAAAAGGAGAUGGCUCAGUAUGCCAGCAACAUAACGUCCGUGCUCUGCCAGUUCCCCAGCCAGCAGAUUGCAAACAUUCUGGACAGCCAUGCCGCUACUCUUAACAAGAAAUCUGAGAGAGAAGUCUUCUUUAUGAACACACAAAGCAUCGUCCAGCUGGUGCAGAAGUAUCGUAGUGGCAUCAGAGGCCACAUGAAGGCAGUUGUGAUGGAUUUGCUUCGACAGUAUCUAAAAGUAGAAAUCCAGUUUCAAAACGGACACUAUGACAAGUGUGUGUUUGCACUUCGUGAAGAAAACAAAGUGGACAUGGUUAAUGUCGUCAACUAUAUUUUCUCCCAUGCUAAAGUCAUAAAGAAGAACCUACUGGUUACUAUGCUGAUUGAUCAGCUCUGUGGCCGUGAUCCCACGCUGACUGAUGAACUGAUGGCUAUUUUGACUGAACUCACGCAGCUCAGCAAGACAACUAAUGCCAAAGUGGCUCUGCGUGCUCGGCAGGUCCUGAUAGCUUCCCACCUUCCAUCCUAUGAGCUACGACACAACCAGGUGGAGUCCAUCUUCCUCUCUGCCAUUGAUAUGUAUGGGCACCAGUUCUGCAUUGAGAACUUACAGAAACUCAUCCUUUCAGAGACAUCCAUCUUUGAUGUUCUGCCAAACUUCUUCUACCACAGUAAUCAGGUGGUCAGGAUGGCUGCCCUCGAGGUAUAUGUUCGCAGAGCGUACAUUGCCUACGAGCUCAACAGUGUGCAGCAUCGACAACUGAAAGACAACACAUGUGUAGUAGAGUUUCAGUUCAUGCUGCCCACGUCUCAUCCCAACAGAGGGAACAUCCCCACUCUCAACAGGAUGUCAUUCUCAUCCAACCUGAAUCACUACGGCAUGGUGCACGUGUCCAGCGUGAGUGAUGUCCUACUUGACACUUCUUUUACACCGCCUUGUCAGCGUAUGGGAGCCAUGGUCUCUUUCCGCACCUUCCAGGAGUUCACACGGAACAUAUAUGAUGUGUUGAGCUGCUUCUCUGACUCUCCUCCUACAAGUCCUAUGUUCCCAGACGGAAGUACCCCUGUCCUGUACGGGGAAGAGGACAACAAGAGCGUCCAGGAUGAACCAGUCCACAUCCUCAAUGUGGCCAUAAAGACUGACAGCGACAUUGAUGAUGAUGGCCUGGCAGCUAUGUUUCGGGAGUUCACUCAGUCACAGAAAUCGUUGCUGUUUGAACAUGGUAUUCGAAGGCUGACAUUCCUUGUUGCCCAGAAGGAUUUCAGGAAGCAAAUCAACUGUGAGGUGGACCAAAGAUUUCACAGGGAAUUUCCCAAAUUCUUCACAUUCCGUGCCAGAGACAAGUUUGAGGAGGACAGGAUCUAUCGGCACUUGGAGCCGGCGUUAGCGUUCCAGUUGGAGCUCAACCGCAUGCGCAAUUUUGCCCUAACGGCCAUCCCCUGUGCCAAUCACAAGAUGCACCUUUACCUGGGCGCAGCCCGAGUGGAGGUGGGCACAGAAGUUACAGACUACCGUUUCUUUGUCCGAGCCAUUAUUCGCCACUCGGAUCUGGUCACAAAGGAAGCCUCAUUUGAAUACCUUCACAAUGAAGCAGAGCGUCUGCUGCUGGAAGCCAUGGAUGAACUGGAGGUGGCUUUCAACAACACAACUGUACGAACUGACUGCAACCACAUUUUCCUCAACUUUGUCCCUACUGUCAUCAUGGACCCAUCAAAGAUUGAGGAGUCUGUGCGCUCCAUGGUGAUGCGUUAUGGCAGCCGUCUGUGGAAGCUCCGAGUCCUGCAGGCUGAACUGAAAAUCAACAUCCGCCUGACUCCAACAGGAAAGCAAAUUCCCAUCCGCCUCUUCCUCACUAAUGAAUCAGGCUACUAUCUAGAUAUCAGCCUGUACAAGGAAGUCACCGACUCCCGAACGGGACAGAUAAUGUUCCAGGCCUAUGGAGACAAACAGGGUCCGUUACAUGGAAUGCUCAUCAAUACUCCUUAUGUCACCAAGGACCUGUUACAGUCCAAACGUUUCCAGGCACAGUCUCUGGGCACCACUUAUGUCUACGAUUUUCCAGAAAUGUUUAGACAGGCUUUGAAAAAGCUGUGGCAUUCUAGUCAGGCUUAUGCUCAUCUACCUAAAUGUCCUCUUCCUUCUGAGCUGCUCACCUUCACUGAGCUGGUUUUGGAUGCACAGGGUCAGCUGGUGCAGAUGAACCGACUGCCAGGGGGAAACGAGAUUGGUAUGGUGGCAUGGCGGAUGACCCUGCGAACUCCAGAGUAUCCAACAGGACGUGAGAUCAUAGUGAUAUGUAAUGAUAUCACUCAUAAGAUCGGGUCAUUCGGACCCCAGGAGGACGUGUUGUUCCUGCGAGCUUCAGAGAUGGCAAGAGAGUGCGGCAUCCCUCGCCUUUACAUCGCAGCCAACAGCGGUGCCCGCAUCGGCCUGGCGGAGGAAAUCAGACACAUGUUCCACGUGGCCUGGCAGGAUCCAGCUGAUCCUUACAAGGGUUUCAAGUAUCUCUACCUCACCCCACAAGAUUACAAAAAGGUCUCCGCUCUAAAUUCUGUACAUUGCGAACAUGUAGAGGAUGAGGGAGAAUCGAGGUACAAGAUUACUGACAUUAUUGGAAAAGAGGAAGGGCUGGGUGUGGAGAAUCUGAGAGGGUCUGGAAUGAUCGCGGGAGAAUCUUCUCUGGCUUAUGAGGAGAUAAUCACCAUGAACCUGGUCACAUGUCGAGCCAUAGGUAUCGGAGCCUAUCUUGUGAGGCUUGGACAGAGAACCAUUCAAGUGGACAAUUCUCAUAUUAUCCUUACAGGAGCCGGGGCCCUCAACAAGGUGCUGGGCAGAGAAGUUUACACAUCCAACAAUCAGCUUGGUGGCAUUCAGAUCAUGCACAACAACGGGGUGACCCACAGCACUGUCAGUGAUGAUUUUGAGGGAGUCUUUACUUUGCUGCAGUGGCUCUCCUACAUGCCCAUGUGUAUGUCUAGCCCAGUGCCCAUCCUGUGUGCUAAGGAUUCCAUAGAUCGUCCAGUAGAGUUUGUGCCGACCAAGGCUCCUUAUGACCCUCGCUGGAUGUUGGCAGGACGUCCCAGCCAGACUCCAAAGGGUUCCUGGCAGAGCGGUUUCUUUGAUCAUGGAUCUUUUAUGGAGAUCAUGCAGCCCUGGGCUCAGAGUGUGGUGGUGGGCAGAGCCAGACUGGGUGGGAUACCUACUGGUGUUGUUGCUGUGGAAACCAGGUCAGUGGAGCUGUCAAUUCCAGCUGACCCAGCUAAUUUAGACUCUGAGGCGAAGAUCAUCCAGCAGGCAGGUCAGGUGUGGUUCCCAGACUCUGCUUUCAAAACAGCCCAGGCCAUUAAGGACCUGAACCGAGAGGGUCUGCCUCUCAUAGUGUUUGCCAACUGGAGGGGUUUUUCUGGAGGAAUGAAAGACAUGUACGACCAAGUGAUAAAGUUCGGGGCCUACAUUGUGGACGGGCUGAGAGAGUACAAACAGCCAGUUCUGGUUUACAUCCCCCCUCAGGCUGAGCUGAGGGGAGGCUCCUGGGUGGUCAUAGAUCCCACCAUCAACCCUCGUCACAUGGAGAUGUACGCCGAUAAGGACAGCCGAGGAGGGGUGUUGGAACCUGAAGGAACUGUGGAGAUCAAGUUCCGGAAGAAGGACCUGGUGAAAACCAUGAGAAGAAUAGAUCCAGUCUACAUGGCUUUGGCUGAAAGACUGGGAACUCCAGAACUGAGCCCCACAGAUCGAAAAGAACUGGAGUCUAAGCUUAAGGAGCGUGAAGAGUUCUUGCUGCCUAUCUACCAUCAAGUGGCUGUGCAGUUUGCAGACCUCCAUGACACUCCAGGUCGCAUGCAAGAAAAGAGCGUCAUCACGGACAUCCUCGAAUGGCAAACGUCACGUCAGUUUUUCUACUGGCGUCUGCGGCGUUUGCUGCUAGAAGACACAGUGAAGCAGAAGAUCCAAGCAGCCAACAGCGAGCUAACAGAUGGACAGAUCCAGGCGAUGCUGCGCCGCUGGUUUGUGGAGGCCGAGGGAACCGUUAAGGCGUAUCUGUGGGACAACAAUGAAGAAGUGGUCGCAUGGCUGGAGAGGCAGCUAGCUGAAGAAGAGGGUGCCAGAUCCAUCAUUGAUGAAAACAUCAAGUACAUCCGCCGGGACCACCUUCUCAAGCAGAUUCGCAGCCUCGUUCAAGCCAAUCCCGAAGUUGCCAUGGAUUCCAUCGUUCACAUGACCCAACACAUCUCACCUACGCAGAGAGCCGAGGUGGUGCGCAUCCUGUCCACUAUGGAGACGUCAGCCUCCUCCUGA
This is a messenger RNA of Nematolebias whitei (Rio pearlfish), 7098 nucleotides long. RefSeq names its product acetyl-CoA carboxylase alpha (gene acaca). The coding region runs from base 46 to 7098 and encodes 2350 amino acids. Gene Ontology annotation, biological process: fatty acid biosynthetic process. The transcript has 53 exons. Lineage: Eukaryota; Metazoa; Chordata; Actinopteri; Cyprinodontiformes; Rivulidae. The record is from RefSeq and is a predicted model, not a curated record. Gene Ontology annotation, molecular function: metal ion binding; ATP binding; acetyl-CoA carboxylase activity.